AUGGGAUGCCUCGGUCUCAUCGCACCUGCCGACAGAAUCCCGCGAUUCCACACCAGCGUCUCUAUUGUCUUCACAUUUCACAUCUCGCCCUCCACUCCCAGUACGAUCGUUCCGCCACUUUCGGACAUCGCCUACACACCCUACAAGGCUGAAGGGGUACAGUAG
Molecule: messenger RNA, 165 nt
Organism: Penicillium oxalicum
Lineage: Eukaryota; Fungi; Ascomycota; Eurotiomycetes; Eurotiales; Aspergillaceae
Exons: 2
Coding region: 1-165 (54 amino acids)
Source: RefSeq, a predicted model, not a curated record